CAACGCCACACCGUGCACAAUCAAUUGCAUUAUCGCUCCGCUUAAUUUAUUUAAAUACAUGCUAAGUUAACCAAUUAAUGGUUUAAGAAACAUGGCCACGGAAUCGACAGCCAUGGACUGUGCGGAGAGCACUGAAAAUCCAGCGGAGGAAGCCCAAGAAACAGCUACGGAGCUGGAACAAGAAGCCGGCUCCCUUGCGGUGGCAGAAAAAACCAGUGCAUGUUCCACUGUGCCGGAAAAAAAGGAGGGAGAAGCUGCAGAAGAUGUGGAAAUGCAGGACCUGACACUCGAGGAUCCAGCUCCCAGUAGUCCCUUGGGUUCAACCGAAGUAACCAGCGAGGAGGGAAAGGAAGCGUUGGUGGAGGGCAAGGAGGUGGAGGAGCAACCCAAGGACGAUGAGGCCAAAGAAAGUAUUUCUAUCGAUAUUCCCAGCAGUCCAGUGCCAGAUGCAGAGCCGGAAAAUGCAGACGAAGCCACUGAUAAGCCUCCAUUAGAGGUGGAUUCGGACAGCAGUGUGGAGCUCAUCGAGAGUCCUGGUCCAGUGAAGUCCCCUGCCUCCAACGGCACGGCUGAGGACCAGGAAAAGUCAGACAGCACUGAAAAACCUUCAGAAACAGAGGCCAAGGAGGGCGAGGAUUUGGCGGACAGCAGCAUCGAACUCAUCAGCAGUCCCACCUCGGAAAGUUCUCCCGGGAAAGAAGUGGAAAACAGGGAACAAGAGGAGCAGAAGGAGCGGCUGGAUUCAGAUGAUCAUAAAGAGCAAACAAACCUGCUGCCCAUAAUGGAUGUGGAUCAAGGGGAAUCCUCAAGACCUUCAGCAGAUAAAACCGAAGAAAUGGUUUGUGAGGAAAAACCCAAAGAGUCCGCAGAUCAAAGCAUGCAUACACCCAUGGAAAUUGAGGUACAACCCAGUGCAAAUAUAAAGGAUGACAUCCUGGAAGUGGAGCUGGAGAAGCCCACUGUUGCAAAGGAACCACAAGAUGAGCCGCUAAGCGAACUGCCUUCGGAUGGGGACAUCUUCUACGGCAAGGACUGCAUCAACUGCAACUGCAAGCGACUGCACAAGCAAUACGUGCUGACCAACAUGGCCACGUUGAACUUCUACAAGGUGGCCCGCAAGACAUCCAAGCAGCAGUUCCUCUGCAUGGGCUGCCACGACACCGCCAUGGAUUUGUAUGAGGAUUAUGCCGGUCAUUUGGUGGCCAAGCAACCGCUGCUACUGAAGGAUUUCGACCAGGACCACGCCGAUUUUGUGGCUCUGGACAGCAGCGACGAGGAGGAAGAGGAGAAGCCGCCAGAAAAAUCAGAUUUCUCUAAAACCGAACUGCAACUGAUUGAGGAUGAGCUCGAGGAUGCCAUCAAGAGUGUGCUGCACAAAGUGGAGUUCAAGAAUCAGCUCUCCUGGUCAAAGACCAUCCUGCAGGCCAAGGCGGAUCGCUUGGAGCGCCAGUUUGCCCUGGCAGAUGCGGAAUUUGAAAAGGUCCAGAGCACCGCGGACAAGAUGCACUGCGCCCUGUACAAUUCCUGCCCGGUGGUGCACAAACAUCUGCCACCGCUGGAAAUCGAAGCCAUCGCGACGGACUACGUGCACCAUGUCCCGCCUGCUGGCGAAAUUGUGCGGCCACCCAUUCAGUUGGGUGAGACCUAUUACGCGGUGAAGAACAAGGCCAUUGCCAGCUGGGUGUCCAUUAAAGUGAUCGAGUUCACCGAGAGCACCGCCAUCAACGGCAACACGAUGAAGAGCUACAAGAUUAGGUACCUCAACACGCCCUACCAGAUGAUCAAAACGGUGACGGCCAAGCACAUUGCCUACUUUGAGCCGCCGCCAGUGCGCCUCACCAUUGGCACUCGCGUGAUCGCCUACUUCGACGGAACCACUUUGUCGCGUGGCAAGGAGAAGGGCGUGGUGCAGAGCGCCUUCUAUCCGGGCAUCAUCGCCGAGCCACUGAAGCAGGCCAAUCGCUACCGCUACCUGAUAUUCUACGACGAUGGCUACACGCAGUAUGUGCCGCACCGCGAUGUCCGGCUCGUUUGCCAGGCCUCCGAGAAGGUGUGGGAGGAUGUGCAUGCCGGUUCGCGGGACUUCAUCCAGAAGUACGUGGAGAAGUACUCGGUGGACCGGCCCAUGGUGCAGUGCACCCGCGGCCAGAGCAUGAACACCGAGUCGAACGGCACCUGGCUGUACGCCCGCGUCAUCGACAUCGACUGCAGCCUGGUGCUGAUGCAGUUCGAGGGCGACAAGAACCACACGGAGUGGAUCUACAGGGGCUCCCUGCGCCUGGGUCCGGUCUUCAAGGAGACCCAGAACACCAUGAACAGUGCCAGUUCGCAGCAGAUGCGAGUGCCAAGGCGCACGGAGCCCUUCAUUCGCUACACCAAGGAAAUGGAGUCCAGCAGCCAGGUGAAUCAGCAGAUGCGUGCCAUUGCCCGCAAGAGCAGCUCCUCGGGGCAGAGUGCAGCCACGGCCACGCCCGUGUCCUCGCCAGCUACCCUUUCUGGAGGGCGCUCCACUCUCGGAAGCGCCAGCAGCAGCAGUGCCAGCAACAACGCCAGUGCCGUGCGCCACCUCAACAACUCCACCAUCUACGUGGACGACGAGAACAGGCCCAAGGGCCACGUAGUCUACUUCACGGCCAAGCGGAACCUGCCGCCCAAGAUGUACAGGAGCCACGAGUGCAACCCCAACUGCCUGUUCAAGAUCGUGCACCGCCUGGACAGCUACAGUCCGCUGGCCAAGCCACUGCUCUCCGGCUGGGAGCGGCUUGUCUACCGCCAGAAGACCAAGAAGUGCGUGGUCUACAAGGGGCCUUGUGGCCGGAGCCUGCGCAACCUGGCCGAAGUGCACAUCUAUCUGCGUGCCACCGAGAAUGUGCUGAACGUGGACAACUUUGACUUUACGCCGGACUUGAAGUGCCUGGCUGAGUACUCGAUCGAUCCCUCGAUCGUCAAGGAUACGGACAUAUCCAAGGGGCAGGAGAAGAUGGCCAUUCCGCUGGUCAACUACUACGACAACACACUGCCACCGCCGUGCACUUACGCCAAGCAGCGCAUUCCCACCGAGGGCGUGCACCUGAAUCUGGACGACGAGUUCCUCGUGUGCUGCGACUGCGAGGAUGAUUGCUCGGACAAGUCGAAGUGCGCCUGCUGGCAACUGACCGUGACCGGUGUAAGGUACUGCAAUCCCAAGAAGCCCAUCGAGGAGAUCGGCUACCAGUACAAGCGGCUGCACGAGCACGUGCCCACCGGCAUCUACGAGUGCAACUCGCGCUGCCGGUGCCGCAAGAACUGCCUGAACCGGGUCGUUCAGUUCUCGCUGGAGAUGAAGCUGCAGGUGUUCAAGACCUCGAACCGGGGAUGGGGCCUGCGCUGCGUGAACGACAUCCCCAAGGGCGCCUUCAUCUGCAUCUACGCCGGCCACCUGCUCACCGAGACGAUGGCCAACGAGGGCGGGCAGGAUGCGGGCGACGAGUACUUCGCCGACCUGGACUACAUCGAGGUGGCCGAGCAGCUGAAGGAGGGCUACGAGUCCGAGGUGGACCACUCGGAGCCGGACCCGGAGGAGGACAACGGGGGGCCCGAUGCCGAGGACGACGACGACUUUCGGCCCAACUAUCACUACCAGCGGAAGAGCAAGCGCACCUCCAGGAGCAGCUCCACGCAGAGCAGCGAGCUGGACUCACAGGAGCGAGCGGUGAUCAACUUCAACCCCAAUGCGGAUCUGGACGAGACGGUGCGGGAGAACUCGGUGCGCCGGCUGUUUGGCAAGGAUGAGGCGCCCUACAUUAUGGAUGCCAAGACCACGGGCAAUCUGGGACGCUACUUCAAUCACUCGUGCAACCCCAAUCUCUUCGUGCAGAACGUGUUCGUGGACACCCACGACCUGCGCUUCCCCUGGGUGGCCUUCUUCUCGGCCUCGCACAUCCGAUCCGGCACUGAGCUGACCUGGAACUACAACUACGAGGUGGGCGUGGUGCCCGGCAAGGUGCUCUAUUGCCAGUGCGGCGCCCCCAACUGUCGCAUCCGUUUGCUCUAAGUCUAGUUAUACAAUACGUUUAAGCUCCUUAUUAAAAGAAACCCAUUUGAAUUGCAA
This is a messenger RNA of Drosophila elegans, 4090 nucleotides long. It is a transcript of the gene egg, whose product is annotated as histone-lysine N-methyltransferase eggless. The transcript has 8 exons. Gene Ontology annotation, biological process: negative regulation of gene expression; heterochromatin organization. Gene Ontology annotation, cellular component: nucleus. The record is from RefSeq and is a predicted model, not a curated record. The coding region runs from base 92 to 4033 and encodes 1313 amino acids. NCBI's taxonomy places the organism in Eukaryota, Metazoa, Arthropoda, Insecta, Diptera, Drosophilidae. Gene Ontology annotation, molecular function: zinc ion binding; protein binding; histone H3K9 methyltransferase activity.